AUGACGCUUCUAGGACACGAUGAGAUGCCACUGUCGAAGACGAAGGACUUCACCUUCCCAGAUGAUUGGACUAAGACAUCCUGGGGGUUCGACCCGACCCUGGGACAUGUCUCAUACAUCGGGAACAUUUUGGAGACCACCACUAUUGCUGGUAGGGAUCCAAAGACCACUUACUCUCGCCGAGCCAUGACCUCCAGAUUCCAGCCUCUUUGA
This is a messenger RNA of Lathyrus sativus (Indian pea), 213 nucleotides long. Lineage: Eukaryota; Viridiplantae; Streptophyta; Magnoliopsida; Fabales; Fabaceae. The record is from the annotation of a GenBank genome assembly.